Molecule: messenger RNA, 3429 nt
Organism: Argiope bruennichi
Lineage: Eukaryota; Metazoa; Arthropoda; Arachnida; Araneae; Araneidae
Product: growth factor receptor-bound protein 14-like
Exons: 14
Coding region: 211-1794 (527 amino acids)
Biological process (GO): signal transduction
Source: RefSeq, a predicted model, not a curated record
UUCAGUAUUCGAGUGGCGAGAGCUAUUGGAAUUUUCAGUUACGAGUUCUUUUUUUGUUGUUCUGUUUACAGUGCUAAUCUAACUGGAAAACUUCUUGUUAGUUUAACGCAAAAUUAAGUGCAUUGGUUACCUAUAUUGCUAUCUUGGACUUCUUCAUGAUACCCAAAACAACAUUGAAUGGGAUCAUGGUCGAUGCCUGACACUUGAAGAAUGAGCUGUAUAGAGCUGCCUAGGCCGAGCAACCUGCUCGCUGUCAACCCCCUAUGUGGCAAGCCAAAAGAGGGCGACAUCUCAUACCAAUUGCUACUUGGCACCUCGGCAUCAUCGGUCGACUCUGAUGCUUUUUCUACCUAUAUGUCACAGAAAGGGUCCAGUGAACCCCAAGAGGUGACAUUGAACUUUUACACUGAAGAUGGUAAACAACAAAAGUUGGUGGUUGAAGAGAACCUCCGAGUGCUGGAUUUAUGCCAGUUACUUGCUCUCAAAUUCAAUGUGGCCCGUUCUCACACAUGGACUCUGGCUGAACAGCUGACUUCCCUUGGAAUAGAGAGGAGUUUGGAGGACCAUGAAGACAUUUUACAAGUGUAUGCCUCAUGGGGAAGCCAGAGGGAAUCUGAAUCUGAAAAUAAAUUCAUCUUCAAGCAGGAUUUUUGUAAAUAUGAGUUCUUCCGCACACCACAGCAAUUUUUUCCUCUGUCCAUGCUUGAUCUGGGAUCUGUCCCCAUGGACUGCUUAUCUGAAUCUCCAGAUUUAGCCAAAUUUGUCACGCUCCAGAAUAUUUUGAGCAGUGGUGAAAAAUCUCCUGUUGUCCAAAGCCUUCUAUGGUGUAAAGAGCCAGGCAAAGACACAUGGAAAAGGUUAUUUUUUCGAAUUGAAGGUACUACACUAUGUGUGUCUUCAGCAACUUUUCCUAGCAAGGAUGGAAAGCAGCAAUUUUGGCCUUUCCGUGACCUCAUGGAAUAUGAAAUCUACACACCUGUUGAAACUGCUGGAAAUACAAAUCCCACCUCGUAUACUUUCUGCUUAAAAAAUUCAAUUUGUCCUGAAGAAUCCCCCAAGAACUUACUUUGGUUUUGUUGUGAAAGUGAUAAGCACCGGCAAUGUUGGAUUGUUGCACUGAGACUUGCUAAAUAUGGCAGAAAAAUCCGAGAGAAUUAUAAAGAAGUCCAGUCUCGACAUAUGGACAGUCCUUUAGGAUCUGCUGAUAGUAGAAUGUCUACCUCUGUAGAUUCUUUACUAUCAGACUACACUCCGAUGAAACCACGUGUAGCAAUGGACUUUACAGGCUCACAGAGUCGAAUUGUAGAAGAUCCUAAAGAAGCCAAGGCAAUAGCUGCAGCAGAAGGUCAUACUUGGAAGCGGCGACUGCCUUGUUGUCGAGCACCAGGGGGUAGCUCUCAGCAAAAUGUUAGCUCUAGUCCCACUGCUAGACCAGCAAUGGAGUUUGGAGUUCAUGCCAUACAACCUUGGUUUUACAGCGGGAUGUCACGAGAUGAAGCUACUCAUCUGCUAACCAAAUAUGGAACUGUUGAUGGUGUUUUCCUUGUGAGAGAAAGUAGGAGAAACCCUGGAAGUUUCGUCUUAUCAUAUGUGUAUAAAAAUAAAAUUCAUCAUUGCCAAAUUUUUCCUGUUGAUGAAAAAGAUCAGUUGUGUUAUUCAUUGGACAAUGGUCGUACCAAGUUUUACGAUUUGCUUCAGCUUGUAGAAUUCUAUCAACUGAAUCUUGGCUCCUUACCCACCAAACUCACUCACUUCCUAGUGCACAGGCCUCGGUCAAAUGGUCAGGUCGAGUGACCUAACUAAAGAGACUGCUGAUUUGUGACAACAUUCCUAGUGACCUGUGAUCACCCUCACAAUUAGUGUGCCAACCCAGCUACUCGCCUUUCUGAACAGGACAUAUCCAGGGCAUAGUAAACAUUAAAGAAGAAAGAAGAGGGGGGGGGGAUAGAAUUGAAACUGUGCAGACUGUUACAGGGUUUAUUUUUAAAUUCUGCUCAAUCGACUGCUAAAUUGAGCUGUUUAAAAUUUCUGACAGGGUGUUCCUACCUGAUUUGAAAAUUCAUUUGUAUUUAUUCAAUUUAAAUUUCAGCUUGAUAAGGAAAAAACAUUUGAAUUGUUGCAGAUUGUCAGAUGGCCCCUGCAUUUGUAAAAUAUAUUGCAUUGUGCGACAUAAAUGUUUCUGUACAUUUGCAUGGUUCUUUUUGUGAUGAUGAAUUGAUGAUUGAUUUUGUGAGUUGAUGAUUGAUGAAAAUUAAUUUAAAAAUUGCCAGUUGAAAUUAGUUUUUUAUGAAAUGAACAUCAGGAAUUGAUUUAAACUUUAAAAAUUAUUGGGUUUUUUUUUUCUAAUGUUAUUAAACAAACAUAACUUUUAUGGUAAAAAACUGAAAUAACUGAACUUUUACAGAGAAUUUUAGUAUUGUAAAUUUUUAUUAGCUUUUUCCUUUCUCAUUUGCCAUAAUGAAAGAAAUAACUAAAAAUAUUUAUCCCUAAAUUAAUAUUUUUUCAGUGGAAAUUCUUAUUUUAACAUUUAUUUCAUAUAUUUACAAAUGUUACAUUGUUUUUUCUGUUCAAUAUUAUAUAUUUUCUUUAUUAGAACCUUUUUACUGUGCUCAGGUUUAUGUCUUGGCAGAAAAUGAAAGUUUAGUGAGUGGAUUGUAAUUUUCCCUUUCUUGUUAAAUUUUCUAUGCAUUUUAGCUUCAUUAAAAUUUCAGUGAAUGGCUUAAAUAAUUGUCAUUUAAAAUUACUGAAAGAGCCUUUGAUUUUUAAUUAAGAAUUCAUUGUGAUGGAGUUAAGCUGUAAAUGAUAAUUACCAGAAUUGAAAGUUUUAUAUUGAAGACGUGUGUCUUCCGCUUCGUUCUUCCAGAAUGCUCCAUUUUGCUUUAAUUCUUACAAUUCUCAAAUGAAAGAAAAGUCUUAAAUUAUAUAUAUAUAUUUGCUAUGCAAAGCUGAUUUAGCUUCAUAUUACAAGAAUGCAAUAGAAAAUUUUGAAAUAUAACCUAGUGUUGUAAAAUCACCUAUUACUCUACCUAUAUAACUCCUAAUCCAGGUAAAGUAAUUUGUAGUUUUUUUUUUGUUUUUUUUUUAAUUUUAAAAGGGAGGGAAGGGAAUACCUUACCUCAGUCAUAAGCAUUUUAAUUAUAUUAUUUUAUUUAUAAAGGCUUUUUGUUACUGAAACUUUUAAAUAUCUAUUUUAUGUCUGUUUUGCAAAAUUGUUCUAAAAUUUACUUUACAAAAACCAUUUGAAAUCAUUAGCUAAAAGUUGUAAUGAAUUUCAUUUUGAAAUGCAACAUAAUUUUUUUUUUUUUUCAUUAUUUUGCUCCUUUUAAAUUCUGAUUCGAUUAAUUAUCUUUAAAUAAAAAUUUUCAGCGGGAGAUAAAACUGAUUUAAUUUCCUAAACAGGAAGAAGUUCCACUGUAAUACAUACUUAUA